Molecule: messenger RNA, 4199 nt
Organism: Mytilus californianus (California mussel)
Lineage: Eukaryota; Metazoa; Mollusca; Bivalvia; Mytilida; Mytilidae
Product: glucose transporter type 1-like
Exons: 14
Coding region: 208-1833 (541 amino acids)
Biological process (GO): monosaccharide transmembrane transport
Cellular component (GO): membrane
Molecular function (GO): hexose transmembrane transporter activity
Source: RefSeq, a predicted model, not a curated record
UACACAUAGUUUACAUACACAUACACCGGCUUGUCAUCCUUCAUCAUAAUAUAUACAAAAUGUACAAGUGACUAGUUUUAAUCGAUAUCGUAUAGUUGACAUUUUAUUUGUUAUCUCGUUAUUGUGGUGGAGAUGUAGAUUUCGAACAAUAUUUUAAGAUGAAGAGAUUUAGAUUAAAAUAGACUAAGAAUAUCAAACCUUAUCAACAUGUCUACUCCAGAUGAUAUCAGCAUUGCCGUCUCGUCACAAAAAGAACUAACCAUUAAUGACAAAUCAGAUGGGAAAAUAACAGGGCGGUUAAUGUUAGCUGUGUUUGGAGCUGUUCUAGGAUCUCUACAGUUCGGAUUCAACACCGGAGUCAUCAAUGCACCGGAAGGAAAAAUUAAAGACUUUAUGAAUGAAACUCACAUCAAACGGACAGGAGAACAAUUCUCAGAGGAUACGGUCAUCAAUCUAUACUCAUUGUUGGUGGCCAUCUUUGCUGUUGGAGGAAUGAUCGGAGGAUUAAUUGCAGGAUGGUGGGCUGAUUUCUUUGGAAGAAAAUUUGGGCUGAUAUUAAAUACUCUACCUGGUAUUGCUGCUGCUUGUUUGAUGUUCUUCAGUCGACAUGCAAGCUCAUAUGAGAUGGUUAUUGCUGGAAGAUUUCUGGUGGGAUUCAACUGUGGAUUAUAUACCGGAUUAACGCCGUUAUAUCUGUCAGAAAUCUCCACUCCUAACAUCAGAGGUGCACUCGGUACCUUACAUCAGUUUGGUGUAGUCAUCGGUAUACUACUGUCACAAGUUCUUGGAUUUCCCGAGGUGCUCGGUACUGGCCAAAACUGGCACGUGUUAUUAGGUCUUUGCAUAAUACCAUGUGCUCUUCAGUUAUUAGUUAUGCCGUUUUGUCCCGAAAGUCCAAGAUAUCUUCUGAUAACAAAGGAACAGGAAGAAAAAGCUCUUAGCUCAUUACGUACAUUGAGAGGAACCUCCAUGGUUGAUGCAGACAUAUCAGAAAUGAAACGUGAGCAGUCGAAUAGUCGAGCAGAGGCUAAGGAAUACAUAAAAACAAACAUUUUGGUCAGAAACAGAAGAACAAUGGGCCGUUUAGCAAUUUCUUAUAAAAUUAAAUGCAAAGUUAUUGGCAUGUUGCAUUUGUUUAAGAAGAAAUCUCUGUGGAUGCCUCUUGUCAUCAGUGUCAUUAUGCAUUUGUCACAACAGUUGUCGGGUAUCAAUGCAAUAUUUUAUUAUUCAGCAACACUUUUCAAAAGUGCAGGUGUUUCAGAAAUAACAGCUGCUCAUGCGACCAGCGGGAUUGGUGCUAUCAUGGUCGUUGUAUCGCUCAUUACAAUACCACUUAUGGACAUAAUAGGAAGAAGAACUUUGCACUUGACUGGACUGGCUGGAAUGUUCAUUUUCAGCAUUCUAAUAACACUAUCACUGGUGUUUCAGGACCAAGCCAAGUGGGUUAAAAUAGCAACUAUUGUUGUUUCCUUGUGUUUUGUAGUAUUCUUUGCUAUUGGUCCAGGUUCGAUACCAUGGAUGAUUGUUGCAGAGUUAUUCUCACAAGGUCCAAGGCCAGCAGCAAUGAGUAUCAGUGUUCUGAUCAACUGGAUAUCUAACUUUGCUGUUGGAUACCUUUACCCUAUUCUUCAGAAAGCUAUUGGACAUUAUUCCUUUCUACCAUUCACUGGAUUUCUUGCGAUUUUCUGGGUAUUUUUAUUAAAAUAUCUACCAGAAACGAAGAACAAAACAAUAGAAGAGAUAUCAUCUCAAUGGGAGAGAAAACCCAAAGAGGGCUACAUAGCAACGGAGGACACAGGACUAGUACUCUUUAAGACAAAAUCUACAUUAUAAUUGUAUUGCUAGCAUUAUUGUAUUUUGAGUGAAAAAAUUACAAACUGUAAAGUGAUUAAACGGAGGACACAGGAUUUGUCGACUUUAAGUCUAAUUCUACACAAUAUAAUUGCACGCUUUAUUAAGUUGAACGAUACGCUAAGUUUAUAGUUUUCUUUAACUCAAUCAAUUUUACAUGAUUGGGAUUUGUAUAUACAGCAACGUAAUUUAGGGUAAUCCUUUUUAGGAAAAUUGAAAUUGUAAUAUUGAGUUUUUAUUAUAUAUUUAAUAUUCGCAAUAUGCAUGUAAUACAAAAUUUUGAAUAACGUGUGAGUAUUGACUCAGAGAUUUUGUUUUAAAAAGAACGUUUCAGUUUACUUAAGUUACUAUUUAAACUGAGCUCGAUCAUGUGUCAUUUAUCUGUACCCCUAUUUUUGACCUAUUAUGUCUGUUUGUUUUGUUCACACAAUGGAAUUUUAUGCAACUGUCAUACAAGUGAGAGGUUUAGCUAGCUAUAAAACCAGCUUUAAUCCACCAUUUUCUACAUAAGGAAAUGCCUGUACCAAGUCAGGAAUAUGACAAUUGUUUUCCAUUCGUUUGAUGAGUUUGAGCUUUUGAUUUUGCCAUUUUAUAAGGGACUUUCCGAUUUGAUUUCCUUGGAGUUCGGUAUUUUUGUUAUUUUUUUAUCAAGUAAUGACAUCAGGAUGGCUACCAUUUAUUUGUUGGAUCUAUUUUUCUGUAAUUUUUUGAAUAUGAACAAAUAUUUAAAAGUGUUUAUGCUAAUCAUUGAAAUGUCAUUGUAUAUUGCUUGCUUAAAACGUAUAUACCUGUAUGUAAAAGGUCACACUCGGAACCAAAGAAAAAUGACCUCAUAAGAGAGGUGACUUUUCAAUUGAGGGUCAAAAUGCCUAGAUAUUUUUACAACAUGACAUGAAAGGGGUAACCUGGCCUGACAGUUUUGUGGCUUAAUAGAGGUGACAUAUAUAGCAUGUUUGACUAUACAUUGUCUUUCAUUUUUGCUUAUCUGCUUUGUCUAUAUGACAUUUUGUUUUUCUUUUUUGACAUAUUUGUUGGCUUUUAUAGUGAUUAAGAUUAUAACACAAUGCUGACUGCUGUACCCCUAUUUUUGACAUUUUUACCUAUUAUGUCUGUUUGUUUUGUUCACACAUUGUUGUCAAUAUAAUGGAAUUUUAUGCGACUGGCAUACAAAUGAGAGGUUUAGCUGGCUAUAAAACCAGGUUUAAUCCACCAUUUUCUACAUAAGGAAAUACCUGUACCAAGUCAGGAAUAUGACAUUUGUUUUCCUUUCGUUUGGUGUGUUUGAGCUUUUGAUUUUGCCAUUUGAUAAGGGACUUUCCGAUUUGAAUUUUCCUUGGAGUUCGGUAUUUUUGUUAUUUUACCUUUUUAUGCCCCUGCCGUAACGGUGGGGGCAUUAAGUUUUACCCUUGUCCGUCUGUACGUACGUAAACCAAAAUUGGUUUCCGUUCUCUAACUUGAGUUUGUCUCAACCAAAUGUUAUGAAACUUAUACACAAUGCUUAUUACCACAAAACACAGAUAAAGUUUAAAUUUUGGUGGCAUCACUUUAACCGUUCUAGAGGUAUGCCCCUUUAUAAAUGGAAAAAUUGCAAAAUUUUUAGUUUCCGUUCUCUAGCUUAAUUUUAUAUACCAUAAAGAAACGCAAAUGUCUAUGUCAUAUUCAAACUAACUGGGCUGAUUUAAAUGUUUCAAUUUGAUUCUAAAUACAAUGCAUAAGUUAGGUAACUUUACUUUAACAAACUAUUCACUCAAACACAGUCAACAUUAGACGUUUUAUGCUGUUUUGUUUAUGCCUGUUGGUUUGUACAAUCACACACUUAUAUUUUGUGGUCUCUAAUACAGAAUCUCCUGUCAUGCACACGGAAAUUGGUACCGUGUGUAAAUCUGCUCAAACAGAGUUAUGAGGAGGAAUGACCAAAAUUGACAUUACACAAGUUUUACGGUCACCAUCACAAAUUGGUUUCCAGUCUCCGGUCUCGCUUUUUUUAAGUUCAUGCAAUUCUAUCAUUUUUUCCACUGCAUUGAUUUGCAUGUUCUUAAUCGUUUUAAGAGAUUUGAACAUCGGAAAAUACUGUUGCCUUUUUUCUGAAUGAGGUAGAACUUUAUUAGAAUGGUAGCAAAGACGAAGAUGCUAUUGUUCCAACAACUUUGUUAUUUAUGUUUUUGGUUAUCAACUAUUUAUAUUUAUUUGUGAUAAAACAUAUUGAAAUAUUUGAAUGUUAUUUGUAUAGUUCUUACAAUAUUUAAUUAAAGCACUGUUCUGGUUAUUUAUAUGUUGAAGUUGAUAAAUAACAAUUAUAAACUGAAUAUAACAUUUUGACAGGUUGUAAAAUAGAUUUUUUAAAUUGA